Messenger RNA from Ipomoea triloba (trilobed morning glory), 1611 nucleotides. Its product is annotated as glucomannan 4-beta-mannosyltransferase 9-like. Gene Ontology annotation, cellular component: Golgi apparatus. Bases 1 to 1584 code for a protein of 527 amino acids. Gene Ontology annotation, molecular function: mannan synthase activity. The transcript has 9 exons. Lineage: Eukaryota; Viridiplantae; Streptophyta; Magnoliopsida; Solanales; Convolvulaceae. The record is from RefSeq and is a predicted model, not a curated record.
AUGGACAGCAAUUCCUAUGCAAAAACAAUAAUAGUCCCAGAUGGCGUUGGGGUGGUGUGGGAGCAAGCAAAGGCAGUGUUAAUGGUGCCAUUGCUAAGAGGUAUGGUGUGGGUGUGCUUGGCAAUGUUGAUCAUGACGCUGGCGGAGAAACUCUACUUGGGCGUGAUGGUUGCUUACCUCAAACUUUUCCGGCGAAGGCCGGAGAAGCAGUACAAGUGGGAGGCUAUGAAGAAGGAUAAUGAUUUAGAGGUUGGGGACUCGGCUUACCCCAUGGUUCUAGUUCAACUCCCGAUGUGCAAUGAGAAGAAGGUAUACCAACUGUCCAUUGGAGCUGCCUGCAGCCUUUCAUGGCCGGCGGAUCGAAUUAUAGUUCAAGUUCUUGAUGAUUCAAGUGAUCCUACAAUCAAGGAAUUGGUCCAAGAAGAGUGCAGGAAAUGGGCAGGGGAAGGAGUGAACAUAAAGUGUGAAAGUAGAGAGAACAGAAAAGGGUUCAAAGCAGGAGCCCUCAAGGAAGGAAUGAAGCAUAGCUAUGUAAAGCUGUGUGAAUAUGUUGUCAUCUUUGAUGCUGAUUUUCAACCCGACCCUGACUUCUUGUACCGCACCAUCCCUUAUCUCGUACAUAACCCCAACCUCGCCCUCGUUCAAGCUAGCUGGAAAUUUGUCAACUCUGACGAGUGCAUGCUAACAAGAAUGCAAGAAAUGUCAAUGGAUUACCAUUUCAGAGUGGAGCAAGAAGUUGGGUCUGCAGUCCAUGCAUUUUUUGGCUUCAACGGAACAGCAGGUGUAUGGAGAAUAGCAGCGUUGAAUGAUGCAGGAGGAUGGAAAGAGCGUACGACAGUGGAAGACAUGGAUCUGGGUUGCCGAGCUGGUAUCAAAGGCUGGAAAUUUGUGUUUCUUGGUGAUGUCAAGGUGAAAAAUGAACUACCAAGCAGUUUCAAGGCAUACAGAUUCCAGCAACACAGAUGGUCAUGUGGCCCUGCCAAUCUUUUCAAGAAAAUGGCCAUUGAGAUCAUGACAAACAAGAAAGUGUCGAUAUGGAAGAAAGUGUACCUCAUAUACGCCUUUUUCUUCGUCAACAAAAUCGUUGCACACAUUGUCACCUUCACCUACUACUGCCUCGUUUUGCCUGCAACUGUUUUGAUCCCACAAGUCCAAGUUCCCAUUUGGGGAGCUCUUUACGUCCCUUUAGCUGUGGCUGUUCUCAAUGUUCUUCCCACCCCCAGAUCAUUCCAUUUGGUGGUUUUAUGGAUGCUUUUUGAGAAUGUUAUGUCCCUUCACCGGACUAUUGCAACGUUCAUCGGCCUUCUUGAAGUCGGGAGAGUCCAUGAAUGGGUUAUCACUGAGAAGCUUGGCAGUGCCCUCAAGGCUAAAACGGGGUCUAAAGCUUUAAAGAAGCUUCCUCGUUUUAGAAUUGGAGAAAGGUUGCAUUUGUUGGAGAUCAUUGUUGGAUUCUACCUCCUAUUUUGUGGGUGGUACAACUUUUGUUUCGGAGACAACUAUUAUUUUGUAUAUUUGUUUCUCCAAGGAUUGUCAUUCUUAGUCAUAGGAUUUGGUUACGUUGGUGCAUUUGUCACAACUUCUUAGCUCAGGUUUGGGAGAUUGAGAACUUGU